Leptosia nina is the source of this 294-nucleotide messenger RNA. NCBI's taxonomy places the organism in Eukaryota, Metazoa, Arthropoda, Insecta, Lepidoptera, Pieridae. The record is from the annotation of a GenBank genome assembly.
AUGUCCAAAGAAGGUUAUACUACCGAAAAGAAAGAGGGUGAAAGUAAAGUUGUUUUAGAGCGCUUACAGUCUUAUUUAAAGGAUAAGAGAGUUAGUGAAUCGUCUGAGUCCAGUGUCAUCUACAGCAAGCCAAAUAUAGGUUUGGUCUUUGAAGAAACUUCAGCGGUUCCGACCAUAGAAGAUAACAGCAGCAACGUGCUUCGUGACGUUCUAAAUCACAAGAAGGCUGAGCUGCUCCGCCAGCCUGAAGUCAUAGCAUUUCUAAAGACACUAUCAGCUGAUUUAAAAAAAUAA